Messenger RNA from Morone saxatilis (striped sea-bass), 3321 nucleotides. RefSeq names its product STKc_SGK domain-containing protein. The record is from RefSeq and is a predicted model, not a curated record. Gene Ontology annotation, biological process: protein phosphorylation. The transcript has 13 exons. Lineage: Eukaryota; Metazoa; Chordata; Actinopteri; Moronidae. Gene Ontology annotation, molecular function: protein serine/threonine kinase activity; ATP binding; phosphatidylinositol binding. The coding region runs from base 232 to 1473 and encodes 413 amino acids.
GAAAGAGGGAAGUGCAGCGGGGAAAGUUAUUUGCCUGUGAAUCGAACACUUUUUCAGACCAGAGCUGCAGUGAGAGCCACUGAAAGAGAAGACGGAGAAGGAGAGGGACGCAUAUUUAAAGGACAUCUUUUUUUCAUGCAGUCAAUCACCUGGACGCUUUGCAGCAGACAGAUACUCACUCACCAGAGACCCAGUGCUCAAUAGCAAAUAUAAUCAAACACUUAGGAGGACAUGAAGACCGGCAAGAAAUCCUUCAUAGCUUUCAUCAAGGAAAGAAAAAUGGGGCUGAAUGACUUCAUCCAGAAGCUGGUGUCUACACCGCAUAUCUGCCAACAUGUUGAAGUGAACAACUUCCUGAAGAUUGAUGAGAAUCAAAACGAAGAGGUUGAAGAUGAUGAACUUCCUCAAAGUCUGAUGUACCUAAAUUCACGCAGUUCCCUGGCUGAAGAAACUCAGAUCAAACCCUGUGAUUUUGACUACCUCAAAAUCAUCGGCAAAGGCAGCUUUGGAAAGGUGAGUCUGUCUAACUUCUCUUUUAUGUCAAAAUAUUACGCUGUCAAAGUGCUACAGAAGAAAAUCAUCAUGAAGAAGAAAGAACAAAAGCAUAUCAUGGCUGAGCGCAGUGUGCUGAUGAAGAACAUCAAGCAUCCAUUCCUGGUGGGGCUGCACUACUCCUUCCAGACUACUGACAAGCUGUACUUUGUACUCGACUACGUCAAUGGCGGAGAGCUGUUCUACCAUCUUCAGAGAGAGAGGAUCUUCCUGGAGCCCAGAGCCAGGUUCUACGCUGCUGAAAUUGCAAGUGCACUUGGCUACCUCCACUCCCUGCACAUUGUCUACAGGGACCUGAAGCCUGAGAACAUCCUGUUAGACUCACAGGGCCACAUUGUCCUCACAGACUUUGGCCUCUGCAAAGAAGGUGUUGAGGCCAAUGGUACAACAACAACCUUCUGUGGGACGCCUGAGUAUUUGGCCCCUGAGGUUCUCCAGAAGCAGGCGUAUGACCGCACAGUGGACUGGUGGUGUCUGGGAUCGGUGCUCUACGAGAUGCUCUAUGGACUCCCCCCGUUCUACAGUCGCAACACAGCCGAGAUGUACAACAACAUCCUGCACAAGUCCCCCGUCCUCAAGCCCAACGUGUCAAACUCGGGCAGGGAACUGCUGGAGGGGCUCCUGCAGAAGGACCGGACCAAGAGGCUGGGAGUGAAGGAUGACUUUCUUGAACUCAAGUACCAUUCCUUCUUCUCUCCAAUCAACUGGGAGGAUCUGAUGGCCAAGAAGAUCACACCUCCAUUCAUCCCCUCAGUGAGCGGACCCACAGACCUCCGACACUUCGACCCCGAGUUCACCCACCUGCCCGUGUCCUCCUCUCUGUGCACCGAGACCCUGACUGUGACCAGCAGCGUCAAGGAAGCAGCCGGAGCUUUUCCAGGUUUCUCCUACGGACCGCCAGCAGACCACCACUUCAUGUGAACGCCAACAUCUCUGCGCUCCUGUCCGGGGGGUGGGGGGGAGAUAAAAGCUCUGCAUUGAGAUUUUAACCCAGAGGGGGGACGUUUCUGAUAAGCCUGAUAAGUUAGCCGGAUCUAACUGACAAAAUGGACACGAAUACCAGGGGAGGGAGGAGAAUCUUGUGCAUGAAAAGUGUACAGAUGAGGGAGGGGGAGGACUCUCAUGUUACAACACCACCGGCCCUACUCUUCUGCCUCAAGCACCUAACAUUAAAAUAUACGUGUGCCAAGUAUGGAUGCACUGUGGGGUCGUUAACACACGUCUGAUGGCUCUGGACCUCCCAGCUGCUGGCGAAGUGACGUGAAGAAAGAAGUGCCUGAGGUUCGAAAAGGCAGUUUGGACGGCAGCAACAGUGUUAUCAAAAAACAUUUUACUUGUUUUUUGUUGUUGACCUGGGACGCUGGCUGUUAAGGGUUGAUGCCUUCAUUUCGUGUCUACAUAUGUUAAAACAGUUUUUUCCACAAUGCGUUGUUACCGUCGUGUAAAUGCUCGAUUGAACUCGAAGAAUGGUCAAGAAAAGUGAUUCGUUCCACUUUUAAGCAUCAGCAAAACUGUGGAUUAGACGGCUGCAUAUCUUUCCACUUUUUAUUUUCAUAUCUCUAGUUCGGACAAAGAAGUAACGGCUUCAAUAAUGUACACUAAUAGUGACAUGUGGACCAAACUGUUAACUAUGGUACGCUUUAAAACAGACAAAACGGUUUGUCCUCAUAAACUGAAGAUCAAACUUUUACUGUACUGUGUAGAAGAGAAGAGUUACAUAUAUUUUAUUGCAAAAACCAAAAGGUUUUCCUUGUUUUAAUGACCACAAACAUUCUGUUUUUACUUUUAAGAAAGCAUAUAUUAUAAAUGAGUUAUACAUGUAUAUUAAUAUAUAUAUAUAUAUAUAUAUAUAUAUAUAUGAAUAGAUUAAAUUAUAUUUCCUGUAAGGCAAUAUAUAUUUUAUUUUUUGUUUUUUUUCAUUUACAACCAGUGACUGUGUUUAUCUAUAUCUGCUGUUGGCAAAUUUAAUGGAAGACUGCUCUUAUUGAUCAGGAGAGUUCAACCAGCAAUAACAGGCCCACAUCAAUGAUAGCACAUACUGUAAUAUCAGUCGUCUUUCAAAAUUUAAGUGAUUGCUGUUUUUUUGCAAACACUCCAGACAAACUCUAGAAUCUGUGAUAACAAAUGUUUUUUUUGUUUGUUUUUUUUGUAUUUAUGCAUCAUAUAGAGAAGAACUGUGAAUGUCUUGUGCCUGUCCAAGGCGGCCUGAUCCAUAUAUACUGUAUGUACAUAUCUCUUCUCCCUACAAACCUCUUUGUCCCUUUUUUCUAGAAGAUAAUGUGUAUGAGAAAGUGCUUCAUUCAUUGUGGAAAAGAACCACUAGGUGGAGCAGGCGCUGGCUGUUUAACCACACUGGCCUACUGAAUAAUAUGGUUCUGGAAAGUGCAAUAAAAUCUUAUUAACUCAGAAAGAAUUAUUAUCAUUUUAUCUCUUUUAGCAGAAAGUGUAAGUUGUAAUUUAUGAUCUGAUUUGCAUUAAGUUAUUAAGAGAGGCUCUGAUGACUUUGUUUUGUCCCAUUCAGUUUUUAUAUUUUAGGCGUUUUGCAUCUUCAUGCCUGCUGAAAAGAAAGGAAAAAAUAAAAUAAGGCAACACACAGUUCUAGAUAAUUUUCUUCCAUAUUUGGAAGCGUUACUUUUUUUCUGUUUUGUAUUUUUUAUGUAUAUUUAUUUUCAUGCCACUGCUACUGUAUAAAGAAGUUAAUUUACAUGAUCAACUGAGAUACUGAACUGUAAUCUGUGUCAGAAAUGGUGAAUAAAUUCUCUAAAUUAA